Molecule: messenger RNA, 4484 nt
Organism: Cylicocyclus nassatus
Lineage: Eukaryota; Metazoa; Nematoda; Chromadorea; Rhabditida; Strongylidae
Source: the annotation of a GenBank genome assembly
GCAGAGUGAACGCAACAUAGGAUGCUGUAAUAUUCGUAUUCUGAUACUCAAUUAGCAAUGGGGAAGGAACAAUUUCGAGAGUCGGACUUGGCGCGGAAGGUCGUUGGUGUGAAAUUUACACCUGGAGACAGCGACUUCAUGCGCCAAGCUGCUCAUAUACGGGUUCUAAAUAAUCGUCUUUACGAGGAUAUUCCUGGAAAAUGGAUCCCGGCUCAGUGUGGUCCUUUAGAUUCGCGGCUGGGCACCGCGACCAAGCAUGGUCAGUGUAAAACCUGUGGUAGACUUCUUGCUGAUUGUGUUGGGCAUUUUGGGUACAUCGAUCUCGAAUUUCCUGUUUUUCAUGUUGGAUUUUUCAAGUUGACUAUACAAGUGUUGCAGUGCAUCUGCAAGAGUUGUUCUGGACUUUUACUGCGGGAUGAACAACGUGCGCAAUAUAUGCGGAUGAUUUCCAAUCCAAAUUUGGAUUAUUUGAGAAGAAAAGCCUUACACAAGAAUAUUGUUGCUGCUUGUAAGAAGAUCAAUCCAUGUCCGAAAUGUGGUCAUCGAAAUGGAUUGGUUAAGAAAGCCGUAGGAACUGUGCUAAAGAUUGCUUACGCUCAUACCGUCACUGAAGAUACUGCGCGCGAGUAUGUUUCUGCUACCGAAGCCAACGCCGAUCUGUCUAAUGCGCUAUUCAAAGCCAAGUUCACUUUGCUCAAUCCGCUAAGAGUACAGAAAUUGUUCAAUAAUAUAUCGCAAGAGGAUAUUCCCAUCAUUAUGGUUCGAUCUGGUGAAAUCAAGCAUCCCAAUGACCUACUUCUUACAAGAAUACCUGUCCCACCAGUGUGCGUUCGCCCAUCUGUGAUAUCUGAAGUAAAAUCGGGUACUACCGAAGAUGACAUUACAAUGAAGUUAUCCGAAAUAAUUCUAAUCAACGAUGUCUUGCAAAGGCAUAAGAAAGAUGGCGCUCCAAUGAAAACCGUCACUGAAACAUGGGAUCACUUACAGAUUCAAGUUGCCCUGUACUUCAACAGUGAAUUGUCUGGUCUUCCUCCUGAGAUGCAGCCUAAGAAGGCCAUGCGCGGAUUUACACAGCGACUGAAGGGAAAACAAGGGCGUUUUCGAGGAAAUCUUUCUGGGAAACGAGUGGAUUUCUCUGGGAGAACGGUUAUCUCGCCAGAUCCAAACUUGCGGAUCGACGAAGUGGGUGUUCCAGUUUACGUCGCUCUUAUUUUGACCUUCCCUGAGGUAGUGAACAAUUACAACAUAGAGCGUAUGAAGAAGCUGAUUUUGAAUGGGUCGGAUAUCCACCCCGGUGCCAAUUACGUGAUUGACCGUAUAACCGGAACCAAACGGCUUUUGAAGUAUGGAAGUCGGGAGACAUGUGCUCAGAGCUUGAAAGUAGGAGAUAUCGUUGAACGCCACUUAGAUACCGGUGACAUUGUGCUGUUUAAUCGGCAGCCUUCGUUACAUAAAAUCUCCAUCAUGUGUCACCGUGCUCGCAUUGUGCCAGGACGAACCUUCAGGUUCAACGAAUGUGCUUGCACCCCAUAUAAUGCUGAUUUUGAUGGUGAUGAAAUGAAUCUGCAUGUGCCACAGACAUAUGAAGCAAAGGCCGAAGCUAGUCUUUUGAUGGGCGUGAAAAGCAAUCUCAUCACUCCCCGAUCCGGUGAGCCGCUAAUCGCCGCGAUUCAGGAUUUCAUCACUGGGGCAUAUCUGUUGACGCACAAAGACACCUUCCUCACAUACAGUGAGGCUUGUCGAUUUGCUGCAGCAGUCAUCGACUGCUAUGCGAAAAAGCAGAAGCGGAUACGCUUGCCACCACCUGCUAUCAUCAAGCCUGCGCGGCUCUGGACCGGAAAACAGCUCAUGCAACUCAUCAUAUCUGAUGAUUUUAAAAAUCCGCGGAAGUUGAAUCUAGUCACUCCCAACAAAAGCUAUACGGGUAACAGGGAGUUCUGUAUAAAGGAUUCCUACGUUAUCAUUCGCAAUGGAGAGCAUCUCGCUGGAGUUCUGGAUAAGUCGCUGUUGGGUUCUGGUUCAAAAAAGAACAUUUUUUACAUCUUACUGCGGGAUUUCGGUGAAGAUGCCGCUGUUGAAGCCAUGUGGCGUAUCGCACGAAUGACUCCAGUGUUUUUGUCAAAUCGCGGGUUUUCGAUCGGAAUAGGCGAUGUGACUCCUAGUCUACAACUGCUAAAGGAGAAGAAACAUCUGCUCGAUGAAGGAUAUCGGAAAUGUCAUGAAUAUAUUGCACAGCUGAAGUCUGGUCAGCUCAAAGCUCAGCCUGGAUGUACGGAUGAAGAAACUCUGGAGGCAUUGAUCUUGCGUGAGUUAUCGUCCAUUCGUGACAAAGCUGGUAAAGCCUGUGUGGACAAUCUAUCCAAACAUAAUGCCCCAUUGAUCAUGGCAGUUUGUGGAUCGAAAGGCUCAUUCAUCAACAUCUCACAAAUGAUCGCUUGUGUGGGUCAGCAGGCUAUCUCUGGGCAUCGACCUCCUGAUGGCUUUGAUAAACGAUCACUUCCACACUUUGAACGACUGGAGAAAACCCCUGAAGCAAAAGGUUUUGUGGAGAACAGUUUCUUUUCUGGUUUGACUCCGACGGAGUUCUUCUUCCACACUAUGGGAGGACGCGAAGGACUUGUUGAUACAGCUGUCAAAACAGCAGAAACUGGCUACAUGCAGCGACGUCUGGUGAAAUGUUUAGAGGAUUUGUGUGCCAGUUAUGAUGGGACUGUGCGGUCAUCGGUUGGUGACAUUGUCGAGUUCACCUUCGGGGAAGAUGGUUUAGAUCCUGCAAUGAUGGAGGCAAAGGACGGGAGUGUUUUGGACUUUAUGCACCAGCUGGAACACAUCCGCAGCACACAACCGUUCAAUGAUGAUGAAGAGCUUGAUAAAGAAGAUAUGCAGUCAUUGGCAAAGACUAUUCUUGACGCGGAACUUGGCACAUCACACGUACUCUUUCGCGAACAGUUACAGCAGUUUGUGGAUCAAAUCAUCGAUAAGACAACAACAGUCUUCAAGACGCCACAGUACUGCAGCAGUCAUCCUAAAGGCAUCCCACCAAAUAGAAAAGGAAUGUGCGCACAGUGUGUCAGCCAGCAAAAGUUUAGAAGUGCACAAGUACAUGCUCAUUGCGUUUCACAUUCCCAGUUCGUGGCGUUUUUGGAAUCUUGUUGUUUGAAGCUGAGAAAAGCUGUUGUAGAGCCAGGAACAGCAGUAGGCGCUAUCGCAGCUACGAGUAUCGGUGAACCUUCCACUCAAAUGACUCUGAAGACUUUCCACUUUGCGGGUGUGGCUUCAAUGAACAUCACACAGGGCGUACCGCGAAUCAAGGAAAUCAUCAAUGCUGUGAAGGCUAUUUCCACACCAAUCAUAACGGCGAAACUCACUAACAUUCGAGACGAAAAGCUAGCACGACAGGUCAAGGCGCGGAUAGACGUGACCACAUUAGGAGAAAUAUGUGACUACAUCGAGGAAGUGAACAUGCCUGAUAACACGUUCUUGCUGUUGAAGCUGAGCACUAGCCGCAUCCGAAUUCUUCAUUUAGAGGUCACUAUGACCACUAUCGUACAAAGCAUUCUACGUACAAAAUCCUUGGUGCCAUUUAAACCUUCACAGAUCACAACUGUAGGAAAGUCUAUGAUGGUCAUUCGACCACCAAGUGACUCCAAAUUUAGCAAAUGCAUCACUGUGCAAAUAAUGAAGCAGGCACUGCAGAAAGUCAUAGUAAAAGGUCUACCAAACGUCAAGCGAUGCGUGAUUCAUGCCGACGAGAAGCGUGGCGACGAGUAUAGCAUCAUCGUUGAGGGCAGCGAUUUCCGAGGUGUUCUAUCAGAGCCUGGUAUCGAUGGUCGCUACACGAAUUUUAACAAUGCCUUGAUUGUUGCUGAGGUUCUUGGGAUUGAAGCUGCCCGCACUUGUAUCAUCAACGAGAUCAUCGCUACUAUGGAAGCUCAUGGUAUCGGUUUGGAUAGGCGACAUGUCAUGUUGCUGGCUGACGUCAUGACAUACCGUGGAGAAGUUUUGGGAAUCACGCGUAACGGUUUGGUAAAAAUGAAGGAAUCAGUUUUGCUUCUGGCCUCUUUCGAAAAAACUAUGGAUCAUCUUUUUGAAGCGGCCUUCUACAGUCAACGUGAUCCGAUACAUGGCGUUUCGGAAUGCAUAAUUCUUGGUAUUCCAAUCUCUAUCGGUACGGGGAUGUUUAAAUUGCAUCAAAAAGUACCAGAAGUUGUCAGCUGCAGUCCAGGAGAACCCAUCUUUAUGAAAAAAGAAUUAGGGCUGAAGAUCUGAAUCGAAGCAAAUGGAUUUUCCUAUGCGUCAAUUUUCGUAUAACCGAUCAGCUUUAGAUUUCGUGACAUGUCUAGUAGAACAUGUUGCUCGUUCUUGUUGAAAUCGUUAUUGUUAAGUUCUCAGAGAUGUGUAUCCGAAUGUUCUUAAUGGAUCGUUAAUGUUGUUGUUACGUUAGCAAAAAGUCAUUGUUGAUUUGCGAUAAAUUGUUUGGAAAC